Polyodon spathula (Mississippi paddlefish) is the source of this 2121-nucleotide messenger RNA. RefSeq names its product immediate early response gene 5 protein-like. The record is from RefSeq and is a predicted model, not a curated record. The transcript has a single exon. NCBI's taxonomy places the organism in Eukaryota, Metazoa, Chordata, Actinopteri, Acipenseriformes, Polyodontidae. Bases 382 to 1335 code for a protein of 317 amino acids.
UACAGCCUCAUUUCAUCGGGACAGCUCGUGAAUAAGGUUGAGUGUACGAAAUUUGUUUAUAAAAAAAAAUACGUUAAUGUUGACGCUAGUCGUUGUCGUUGUUUAACAGUCAACACGCAUAAGAUUUGGCAUUAAUUAAGCAGUUUAUUGUAUUUUUUUUUUAAAAAAAGAACCAGGUUGUGAUUCCGCAUGCGGAAAUGUGUUAACAGGACCAAAGACUUUUGAAAACUUAAAACUUCGGGAUUUCUUACAAAAAAUAGCUUGGAUUUUACACUUGUAGAUCGUAAAAACGUGCUGAAAUCCAGUGGGUACAGUGAGUACUCUGUUCUGGGUUAACUUUUAAAGUUUUAAACAAAAGCUACUAAAGACAAAAAUAAGAAAAUGGAGUUUAAAGUGGAGGCUCACCGGAUUAUGAGUAUCUCGUUGGGGAAAAUCUACAAUUCGAGAGUCCAGAGAGGGGGGAUCAAGCUCCACAAGAACCUUCUCGUCUCCCUCGUUCUCCGGAGCGCCCGGCAGGUGUACCUCAAUGAUUACUACCAGAGUGUGUGCCUCAACGCGCAGCAGCACUGGGGCCAGCAUGAGGAAGUCAUGGACUCUAACCAGGCAAAGAGCACCUCUGAACGCGUGGGGUACACGGCCACAACCCCUGCUGAUCCUGCAGCAACUACCGCCAGCGAACCCGGGCUACCUGCGGAGAACACGCCGCCGGAGAUGACCAUCGAUGUUGAAAGUUUCACGGAAAGCCACGCCGCAGCACAGACAGAGGAUGUGGAGGCAGACCACACAGACUGCAAAGACAAGAUCUCUGACUGCAGGCGACGUCAGCCCUCAGAACUGAAAGGAGCCGCCUCGUCUCCGGCCUCCGGUCCAACUGCUGUUAUAGCCAAGCACCUAGUGCCCGAUAAUCGGAUCGGGCCAAAGAAGGUUAAAGAAGCGAAACCACCGCAAGACGAGGGCGGUUGCGGGGAAGCAGAUGCAGACGGAUUUGUUGACGAUGACUCAGUGGCAGAAACACAAUUAGAUAAUCACCUGGUGGCUUCCUGUAAUAGAAAGAGGAGAAGCAGCGAGAAAGCAGUCCCGCCAGAGUCUCCGGUUAAAAAACCAAAGCGGGCUCCGUCCUCAGCGCCCUCAGGCGAGGAGGAAAUGGACACCACGAACGUCUCCAGCUUAAUUACCAUCUUUGGCUCCAGUUUCUCGGGACUCUUGAGCAAAGACAAUACGCAGGCAGAAGCAGAGGCGGGGGACAGUGAUAGAGACUCCGGUGCGGGGCAGAUAUGCUGCGAUCAAGUUCUAAAAAACCUCAACCCCUGGACUACAGCGAUCGUGGCUUUUUAAUGGACACGUGUUUUAAUGAAUUGGUGUAAACGCACCGUUGAAGGUAUCGGGUAUGCCUGGCCUCCCUCCCCCUCCUAAACGCACCCCUCCCCCCAGAAUGCUUGACGAACCACGUGGAGAGAGGACCAAAAGGGGGUUUCCCGUACAGACGGGAAAUGUAACUUGGUUAAGCAUUGGAGAGCUACAAGCCUGGGGACGUGCCGCGGUGUGAAGGGCAUGUUUAGCAGGGGAUUCUGAGAAGUGUUAUGUGUGUGCUUUUUACACAGCGGGAAUGAGGGAAACGUGAUUUUAAAACCUGAAGCAAUUUUAUACAAGGAUACAAUUUAGAGGGCCUCUGUUAAAUAGCUUUGAAUUAUGUUUUUAAAAAAACGCAUUUGCCUCGUUUAUGGAAAAACAUGUUGCAUAAGCCUAAGGGAACCAUUGUGUUUAGUAAACAAGAUCAUAUAAACCUGUCCAAAGUAGGGGGAGAAAGCCAGCCCUUGGUAAUUUGGUAUAUCAACAAGUUUAAGCGGUGAGCAGUAUUUACCAAUACAAACUAUUCACCUUGUGUGCUCCUGAGCAGAGUCGGUGCUGGUAUUGACCUCGGCUGCAGACGGCUUCUUGUGAGUUCCGGGACUUGGCCGAGUUGAACUGUAUAUACCGGUUUAUAUAGAAAUGUGUCUUUUGUAAAGACUUGUUUGACUUUGUACACGUUUUUUUCCUACAGUUCUGUAUUUUGCGCUUAAUGAUGACAUUGCUACGCAUAUCUGUCACACACGUAAUAAAACAACGUUUUUGAAAGUGAAA